This is a messenger RNA of Leucoraja erinaceus (little skate), 4466 nucleotides long. RefSeq names its product scaffold attachment factor B1-like. Gene Ontology annotation, molecular function: sequence-specific DNA binding; RNA binding. NCBI's taxonomy places the organism in Eukaryota, Metazoa, Chordata, Chondrichthyes, Rajiformes, Rajidae. Bases 84 to 2249 code for a protein of 721 amino acids. Gene Ontology annotation, cellular component: nucleus. The transcript is spliced from 19 exons. The record is from RefSeq and is a predicted model, not a curated record. Gene Ontology annotation, biological process: regulation of mRNA processing; regulation of transcription by RNA polymerase II.
CGGCCUGUCGGACCAGCGCAUGCGCGGGAGUGGCGGCGAGGGAACGCCAUCUUGAGUCGCGCUGUUUUUGAGAGCGAGCGACUAUGGCGGAGGAGAGCGAGGUGGCGGUCCCGGUCGUUGAACACAGUCAGCGGAUGAUUACCGAACUCAGGGUGGUGGAUUUAAAAGCAGAGCUGAAGAGAAGAAGCCUUGAUACCAGUGGCAACAAAAGCGUCCUGAUUGAACGGCUGCGGCAGGUAAUCGAAGAUGGAGGAAACCCUGGUGAAAUUUUAAUCACUCCAGACAAUCCAAACAUAAUAUCAAAGAGGAUUGGUAAAGGGCACAAAAUUGAGGAUGGUGAGACAGAGGACUCUGCAGAGGAGGAUUUUGCUGGAAAGCAGGAGGAUAUUGAAGCUUUUGUUGACCAAGUUCAUGAUACCGAAGCAAUGAAUGUGUCUGAAAUGGAGUACGCUGACAGUGAAGAGACGGAAGCUGUUCUGGACAAAGCCAUUGGAUGUAUUUCGGACUCCACGUCAGUUGAUAAAGAACCAAAAGAGACAACAGAAUAUCCUGCAGAGGGAGAACCAAAGCAAGUUAAUGAAGAAAUUGAAGCAAUACUGGAAGAACCAGAAAAAGAGAAUGUAGCUGAGAAUUCGGGGGAGGCUUGUAGUUCAGUUCCUACAGAGGAGAAGCCCCCUGAAGACCCUCGGGUAUUGAUGCAAUAUAUGAUUGAUGUGGAUGCUUGCGGUAUGGAAAAGGAAGAUGGAACCUUGCUUCCAGUGGAGGACAAAAUUACGUUGGACGAGGGUAGUGACCUGGAUGGACCCAAGAUGGAGACCGAAUGUGGACAGCCCAAUGAUGUUGAGAAGAUGGACAUGAUUGAAAGUAAAGCGGAAUGCUACCACCAUGAAGCAGACGAGGGAGAGACUACGAAAACAGGAGUGGAGCCACUGCCAAGACCCGAGGAAUAUAAAACCAGUCCAAGGAGACCAGAAGAUGAAGGUUCUGACAAAGCUGAAAAGAAAGAACCUUCGGUUGUAGAGGGCAGUGAUCAGAAGAGCUCUGACGAUGGAAAAAAUAUUAAGGAUGUGGCAGGUGUAAAAGGUGAACCUGGUUCCAGUAGAUCCUCGGAUGCUACAGGCACGAACCUUUGGGUGAGUGGUCUGUCCUCCACUACCAGGGCAUCCGACUUGAAGAAUCUCUUCAGUAAAUAUGGCAAGGUGAUUUGUGCAAAAGUCGUAACAGAUGCUCGUAAUCCUGGUGCACGCUGCUAUGGAUUCAUAACCAUGUUGGUACCCGAGAAUGCAACAGAAUGCAUCUCAUCCUUGAAUCAGUCUGAACUAAAUGGACAAACUAUCACUGUCGAAAUGGCUAAAAGCGAACCUAGCUGUAAGAAGCGUACAGAGCAGAAAGGAGAAAAUGUCGACGCGCUCUCCAAAAUAAAUAUCAGCCAAAAAAGUGGGAAUGAUGGAGAUUACUCCAGAGAUAAGUCAUCGGUCACUGGAAAAGGUGGGAACAGAAAGGACAAUGAAGGAGGCGCCAGAAAAAUGUUUGGGAGAAAAGGCAGAAGACGGGCAAAGGAUGUUGUGCACACACCAUACUCAAGAAUUCAAGCUCCAGAGAGAAGGAGAUGGACAGGGUCCAGAAAUCGUCAAAGAAGAUCUCGCAGCAGAGAUAGAGGAAGAGAUGUUAUGUCCUUUCAAGAGCUUAUAGAAAGGAGAGAAAGGGAUCGGCAUCGGAGCAGACGUAAAGAAUUUGAGAGGUACAGAAACUCAAGUGCUACUUCCAGAGAACGAGAUGUGCCGAAUCGAGAAAGCCGAUGGGAACGGGAAGGUAGUCAAAUUCUGGAGAGGGAACGAGAGCGACUGCAAAUUGAGAGGAUGCGACUUGAAAGAGAGAGGAACUGGAGAGAGACACUGGAGAGAGAGAGGUUGCUUGUUGAAGAGGAGAGGAGACGAGAACUGGAGCUAAUACAUCAAGAGAAGGAAAAACUGUUCAGAGCGAUGCAUUAUGAACAGUCUGCGAGAAGGCCUUUCGAAAGGCCCUCUGAACGGGCUUACGAUAAGCCUUAUGAAAGCACUUGCAAUCGAGAUUGGAACAGUGAUCGUAGUCGGAAAAUGGAUGGAUAUCCUGAUCGUUCCGGGCAAGGGAUAAUGGAUGACGGAAUUAUGUCAAGGGAUCAUUGGCAAGGUGAUGGACGGAGCAUGUCUGGUCAGUCUGUGGCAAGUUACAGUAUGGUUAGAGGAGGUGGAGGAGGACAGCGGAAAUAGGUCGAUUCUUCAUUGCUCUCUGCACAUACAGAUCCUGUUCACACCAUGCUUCCUAAUAUUCUGCUACUGCUCUUGACUUCUCUACCAGAAAACACCAGGAGUGGUUUGAUGAAAACGACCCUGAGAUCCAGGACCUAAUUAUUCGCAAACGCAAGGCCUUCUUGGAAUGGAAACUCGAUCACACUUCAAAUGAGAAAAAACAACUCUACAGACAACUGAAGGCUGAGGUCCAACAAAAAACUCGUGACCUAAAGAAUAAAUGGGUGGAAAGAUCACAGUUAAUUCAGCAACUAGUUGAAAAUUGUGAUGUGCAUGGAUUCUUUAGCUCAUCAAGACCAUCUGUGGCUCAAACACCCUAUGGCCCUCCACUCUAAGAGCUAAUAUAGAUGCAGACUUAUCAAGAACAAAAGAUCAGUUAGCAUCUGUUGGUAGGUUCGCCUCAAAGAACUCCUCAACCGCAACUCUGUUUUUGCCUCCAUCCCACAGCACAAUAUUAAUUUUAGACUCGCCAUCUGCAGACCAACAAAAGGUUGAAAAGAUCAUUGUCAACUGACAAACAGCAAGACCUUGGGUCAGAUGAUUUUCCCUUCUGAAGUUCUCAAAGUUGGCAGUGGCACUUACCACAAAUUUACAGCCUAAUUUCCCACCUUUGUGAAGAGAAAGAUAUUCAGGGACCUGAGAAGCUGUAAUUAUGACCAUCUUCAGGAAAAGAGACAGAUGUUAGUGUGGACAUUAAAGAUGUCCUCCUGCUGUCUGCUGCAGGAAAGUCAUUGUCGAGGUGGAGGAAGAGCUCUCCAAAACGCAUUGUGGAUGCCAUCCUGCAAGAGACAAAAUAGAUAUGAUAAUUCAAGGAGCAGCAACAGCUACUGUGUAUGGCCAUCUUUGACUACACUAAAGCCUUUGACUGACAACCGAGAGGAACUUUGGAGAAAGCUUCUUAAAUUUUGCUGCCUCAGAAAUCUGACUAUUAUAUAACUGCUAUGUUUGAUGGAAGCCAUGUUUCUAACAAGUCCACAAUGGGUCCAGACUCGGUUCAAAUUAGUGUCUGGCAAUAUGUGUGUCAUCCUAUACAUUUCUCAAUCUUUCUUCUUCACCUUGCCUGCAGCAAGUUUCCUUCUGAACUGGAGCAGUUGACUGAAUGGGCAAUUGUUCCAUUUGCUUCACUUGGUCUCUCGAACCAAGGUUACUGCAAUCUCUGUUAGAGUUGCAAAAUACAGCCGACACUUAUGUGCAUACAGACUUGGAAGCUAAGCUCCAGAUUAUUGGCUCAUUCACUUGCAGCACAAAGAAAUUGGCCUUACACAAAGCAUCCUCAAAGCCAGCCCCUCAGCAUUGCCCUCUGUCAAUAAAGGCUAAUAAUAUGCCCCUCAAGAACAUGGAUUGCAUUCAUGUCUUGGCUGCUACCACUUACUGAAGGUAGACAUCAGUGAAAAGGUUCACCACUACCUGUGAUGAGCAAACAUAUCCUUCAACUAUUUGUGGAAAAGGGUAUUUGUAGUUCAAAACUCAGCAAAAAAAAAAAAAUGAUCUACCAGCCAGCAAUGAUUUCUGCUCUCCUAUAUGGUUGAAAGACAUCGACAAGUAAAUUUCGAAUAUGGGUAUCACGAACACCAGUUUUGCAAGAUUUCAUCAUAUCCGCUUGUAGACUAAAUGAACCAACGUCAGUGCUCCUCUCCUAGCCCAGCAUCCCCAGCAGAGGCUCCGAUUACAUCAUCUAACUCCAAUGGGCCAGCCACACUGGACAAGAAACCUAGUGGAAAUAACAGACCUCACUACUCCAGCCAUCCUCAGAACCCCAUCAAAUACUUCCUGCCUCGCUGAUACCAAUGUCCGUGGAUCCCACAUUGCCUUCAUCAGCCAUCUCAGAACACUUAGUCCCCUUGCAGGACUGCCCAAGGUGGUGAUCCAGAAUCUGUUUACACCAAGCGCCCCCAUGCACUCUUUUACUGUUUCUAGAUUCCAAACCCUCUCCCUAAAUCAGUGGGAUGGAAAGGUGCUGGGUUAAUCCAAAAAUAUGUGAUUGCAACUGAUAGACAAAGUUCAUCAAUUUGGGACUAGACUUGUGUAAUUGUAAGAAUGAAUAGGGAUCUAUGAUAUAGGUGCAAGUAAAUCAUAAAUCAUACUACUUGUAUCACAUCACUCAUUGUAGAAAUCGUACAUUGUAUUGCUCAGUAGCGCCUGGCCUGUAGACUGAAAAUAAACCAGAUAUUAGCCACA